AUGUUGGAUAGAAUAAAAAGUGGAGAUGUUGAACGAUGGAAAUACGACGCCAAUAAAAUUAUUAUGCUUGGUAAAAAGAUUUCCGCUGAUCCAACAUCUCUUCAAACGUUACAAUUUUAUAAUGAUUUGCUUAGCAUUGGUUCGAUUAAGAAAAAAGACAUUCUUGAAAUUAUUUCUCUUGGGCAAAGUUCAAAUCAAAUAAUCACUAUUGAAAUGUUGGAUGCUGUUUUUAAAAUUUUAAAUAAUCUUCCCAAUACGGAAAGAAACAUAUCUAAGAGAGCCAUAAUGCUAAGUUCUCUUGAUAUAAUUCCAGUAGAAUCUGAU
Messenger RNA from Dentiscutata erythropus, 324 nucleotides. The record is from the annotation of a GenBank genome assembly. Lineage: Eukaryota; Fungi; Glomeromycota; Glomeromycetes; Diversisporales; Gigasporaceae.